CAUAAAAUGGCCGAAUUGAGAGGUAUAAUAUGAUAAAACAUUUCUAGUUAAAACUUGUUCCACAGUUAAUCUUCAAAAUCCGCGCCAAAUUUCGAUUGGGGUGGAUUUGAAUCGCAAUUACGGAUAUAAAUGGAGCCAAGAGGGUUGCGAAAAUAAUCCAAAUGAAGAACAAUAUUGUGGAACACAUCCCUUUUCCGAACCCGAAACUGAAGCAGUUUGUUGCUUCUUCAAUAAAACCAAAGAACAUUUUUGUGCAUUCCUCACCUUCCACAGUUUUGAUCAAGAGCUAAUUAUCGCAGCAAUCACUGAUAAUGCAUCGGCUAUUCCACGUCUUAUUGCUACAGGUGCAAAUAUUAGUGCGUCUGAUAAUCACGGAAUGACAGCGAUUCAUUGGGCUGCUGAAUAUGGCCACCAUGAAGCUGCAAAAGUGUUAAUUGACAGAGGUGCACGUAUCGAUGCCCAAGAUUUCUUCUUCAAUACACCCCUUCACAUCGCAUGCAGUCAUAACCAUCUAAAAAUGAUAAAGCUGCUUUUAGAAAAUGGUGCCGACUUUACUGCAGUUAAUUUAGCAAAACAUACUCCAAUUAGUUUGAGUACGAUCAAGGAUGAAUUCAAACCAAUUUUAAUUAAAAUGAGAAAAAAGGGAAGAGACUUUAUUGAUGCAGUAAAAAAAGGUAAUAUUGAGUUGGCUCAACAAUUUAUCGAUCAACGAGUGAAUAUUAAUAUCAGAUAUACUGGGAUCAGUCCCAUCAGCGAGGCACUCAGAAGUGAUAAAAGAGAGCUUGUUGAAUGGCUCAUUAAAAAGGGAGUCAAAGAAUAUAAAUUUCCAUUUGGACAGAGUCUACGUGAAAAGGCUGCAGCCAAAGGCAUAGAAGUGCCUGACGGCAUUGAGACGGACAGAGCGUUAGUUUUACGGGAGGCAGAAAAAAAGAUUCACGAGUGGCUUCAAGAAAAUCCGCCACAAAAAGAAAUUGAAAAACUACAAAAGCAAAAUGGUCAUGCAUUAACGUGGAAAGCUUAUCAUCGUCUUGAGGAUAUCUAUUCAUUUUUAAAAUAUUUGACGGAAAAACAUGGCAGCCUGUGUAAACUGUCAACCAUUGGAACAACACAUGAAGGACGACCACUCAAAGUUUUGAGAAUUUCGAAUGGAAAUCCUAUGAACAAAGCAAUUUGGAUUGAUGGUGGCAUACAUGCGCGUGAAUGGAUUAGUCCAGCGGCCGUAACGUACAUUGCAAAUGAUUUGGUGAGGAAUUGGAACAAGCAGCCUGACCAUAUUCAAAACUUGAAUUGGCACAUUUUGGCCGUUCAUAAUCCAGAUGGUUAUGAAUUUUCACACCAAAAUGGCAAUCGAUUUUGGCGUAAGAAUCGCAACCCAAAUGAAUGCAGUGGAUGUGCAGGAGUAGAUUUAAACCGAAACUACGAUGGACAUAAGUGGGGUGGAGAAAAGGAUCCAUGCGAAGAAGAUUAUUGUGGAAAAAAAGCUUUUUCCGAACCAGAAUCUGAAGCAGUUCGCAGAUUUUUCAACACAACCAAAGAAGAUUUUUAUGCAUUCCUCACCUUCCACAGCUUCGGACAAUAUAUUUUGUAUCCGACUGAUGAAAACAUGUCACUAGCUCAUUUUGAGUCUUUGUGCAGUAUUGGUCAAGAGGCCGUACAACACAUGAAAGCGAUUAAUAAUCAAACCUACACAAUGGGAUGUGAUUUUUCACAAAUAGCAGUUUCUGGUUCUUCGGAAGAAUGGGCCGCAAGUAUUGGAAUCAAAUACUCUUACACCAUCGAAUUGCGCGACAGAGGUCGAUAUGGUUUUCUUUUACCUGCCAGUCAAAUCGAACCAACGGCCAAAGAAGCGCAAGCAUUUGUUCGCACCAUAUCGAAGGCAAUAUUUGAAGAUGUUCAAUUAAAUGAAUUAAAGAAAGAUUAUAGCGAAUAAACCAUAACCCGACUGCAAGAAAAGCAUGGAUUUUAAUCAAAUAGUACUAGUAUUUUUUUUUAUAUACGUCAGUCAUAUUUACAUCAAUGCAAAUAA
Contarinia nasturtii (swede midge) is the source of this 2026-nucleotide messenger RNA. Its product is annotated as carboxypeptidase B-like. Bases 377 to 1930 code for a protein of 517 amino acids. The record is from RefSeq and is a predicted model, not a curated record. Lineage: Eukaryota; Metazoa; Arthropoda; Insecta; Diptera; Cecidomyiidae. Gene Ontology annotation, molecular function: zinc ion binding; metallocarboxypeptidase activity; protein binding. The transcript is spliced from 13 exons. Gene Ontology annotation, biological process: proteolysis.